AUGGGAGAAAUAUUUACAUCCAUCUGCCCCGCCCAGGCCAUCACCAUUGAAGCAGAGACUCGCGCCGACGGAAGCAGGAGGACGACUCGCUACGACAUCGACAUGACCAAGUGCAUCUACUGUGGGUUCUGUCAGGAGGCGUGUCCUGUGGAUGCCAUCGUGGAGGGUCCGAACUUUGAGUUUUCCACUGAAACCCACGAAGAGCUGCUCUACAACAAAGAGAAGCUGCUGAACAACGGAGAUAAAUGGGAGGCUGAGAUCGCCGCCAACAUACAAGCCGAUUACCUCUAUCGAUAGACGCGGCACGCCGCCUAUGUUCCAGGGGGAGACUUUAAAACGUGACACAUGUUGUUUCUGUACAUACUGUAAGAAUACACUCUCAGCUAUGGUCUAUGUGCUUCAGGAUGGAUUCAGGUUUGUUGAAAGGAGCUUUUGUUAACAAGAUAAGCCUUAUUAAACCAUCGACCUUUAAAUUUUAGUUUCAUUUUGUCAUCUUGAAUCUGUCUCUGUAUCAGACUACUUUACUCAGUGUGAUUUGGAGGCUCAUGAACCUGUUCCUGGGGAAUCAUGAGACGUGUCGUUCCUGCAUUUAAAUUUAGAUUGUUUUAAUGUGAUUAAUGUAAUUGCAGCAGUCAUGAUGCUCUGAAGUUCGUCAAGGUACAGUGGUAUCAAUCAGUGUUGUGGAGAAACAUCUGCUGACUGGACAGAAGGAUUCUUCAUUUCUUCACUUUCAAAAGUCAUUAUUGGAUCUAAAUGCCAAGAAAAAAUGUUGAACUUGCUGCUCGAUAGAUUUCACUAAAGGGUCUUCAAACUGUUUUCACCUUGAAGCAAAUAAACUUUGAAUAAAAACAAUAAAUGAGA
This is a messenger RNA of Cyprinodon variegatus (sheepshead minnow), 861 nucleotides long. Its product is annotated as NADH dehydrogenase [ubiquinone] iron-sulfur protein 8, mitochondrial. Gene Ontology annotation, biological process: mitochondrial respiratory chain complex I assembly; mitochondrial electron transport, NADH to ubiquinone. The transcript has 5 exons. The coding region runs from base 1 to 297 and encodes 98 amino acids. The record is from RefSeq and is a predicted model, not a curated record. Gene Ontology annotation, molecular function: NADH dehydrogenase activity; 4 iron, 4 sulfur cluster binding. Gene Ontology annotation, cellular component: membrane. NCBI's taxonomy places the organism in Eukaryota, Metazoa, Chordata, Actinopteri, Cyprinodontiformes, Cyprinodontidae.